Erythranthe guttata (spotted monkey flower) is the source of this 1515-nucleotide messenger RNA. RefSeq names its product family of serine hydrolases 2-like. The record is from RefSeq and is a predicted model, not a curated record. Lineage: Eukaryota; Viridiplantae; Streptophyta; Magnoliopsida; Lamiales; Phrymaceae.
GGUUUUCCCACAAAUUCCAAAACCAAACGGAUCUUAUCACAUAUUUGCAGAAUCACCCCUUCUCGUUGUCAUUUCGUCAAACACAUUCAAAGCAGGAGAAAGAAGGAAAAUACUGAAGCUUUUUUUUUUUUUUUGGUUAAGGAAGAGAAAUGGCGGAUCAGUUGACAGACGAUCAGAUCUCGGAGUUCAAGGAAGCUUUCAGCCUAUUUGAUAAAGAUGGCGAUGGAUGCAUCACAACCAAGGAGCUCGGUACUGUAAUGAGAUCACUCGGCCAGAACCCUACCGAAGCAGAGCUCCAAGACAUGAUAAACGAGGUCGAUGCGGAUGGAAACGGAACAAUCGAUUUCCCUGAGUUUUUGAAUCUGAUGGCCCGUAAAAUGAAGGACACGGAUUCCGAGGAGGAACUGAAAGAAGCGUUUAGGGUUUUCGACAAGGAUCAAAAUGGGUUCAUCUCUGCUGCAGAGCUCCGCCACGUCAUGACGAAUCUCGGAGAGAAGCUGACCGACGAGGAAGUUGAUGAGAUGAUCCGAGAGGCUGACGUGGACGGUGACGGACAGAUUAAUUACGAGGAGUUUGUUAAGGUUAUGAUGGCUAAGUGAUGUUCAUUUAAUCCCCACUUUCAGUAGGAAUCUUUGUUAUGUCUGUGUGUGAAAAUGGAAGCUAAAGAAGUAGCAAUUAAGAAGAAGAAGAUUCUGUGUUUGCAUGGUUUCAGAACCAGUGGAAGCUUCCUCUGCAAGCAAAUCAGCAAAUGGGAUCCUUCUAUUUUUGCUCAUUUUGAUAUGGAUUUUCCGGACGGAAUAUUCCCGGCCGGAGGGAAAUCCGACAUCGAAGGAAUAUUCCCACCACCUUACUUUGAAUGGUUUCAGUUUGAUAAGGAAUUCACAGAGUAUACAAACUUGGAUGAAUGCAUUGAUUACUUGUGUGAUUAUAUUACUAGCAAAGGUCCAUUUCAUGGCUUGCUUGGCUUCUCCCAGGGAGCUACUUUAUCGGCCCUUUUACUCGGAUAUCAAGCACAGGGGAAGAUAUUGAAGGAGCAUCCACCGAUGGAACUAUUUGUAUCGAUAUCGGGUUCGAAGUUUAGGCAGCCAAGUAUAUGUGAGGUUGCUUACAAAGAUCCGAUAAAUGUAAAAUCUGUUCAUUUCAUUGGAGAAAAAGAUUGGCUCAAACUGCCUUCUGAGGAGUUAGCCUCUGCGUUUGUCGACCCUCUCAUCAUUAGGCACCCUCAAGGCCACACUGUCCCAAGGCUUGAUGAAGAUGCUGUGAAGAAACUCGGCAACUGGACUAUGGAAUGUGAUCUCUUACACGAAAAAACGAAGAAGGAAGAAGAUCCUAAGACAGAAGAGAAAUCUGAAAAUGGAACUGCUAUGGAGAAAAUGGAAGUAGAAGAAGUGCAUGCUUGAAAUAAAAAAAAUUGUAAUGGCAUAAGGGGGAAUAUUGUCAUCAAUUUGGGAUUUUGUUUGGAUUUAUUAAUUAUCCACUUUUACUAUUUGAAUAAAUGAUCACUUGUCUUGAUCA